Messenger RNA from Dunckerocampus dactyliophorus (ringed pipefish), 753 nucleotides. It is a transcript of the gene kgd4, whose product is annotated as mitochondrial ribosomal protein S36. NCBI's taxonomy places the organism in Eukaryota, Metazoa, Chordata, Actinopteri, Syngnathiformes, Syngnathidae. The coding region runs from base 52 to 387 and encodes 111 amino acids. The transcript is spliced from 4 exons. The record is from RefSeq and is a predicted model, not a curated record. Gene Ontology annotation, biological process: 2-oxoglutarate metabolic process.
UAUCGUUCUAAUCAGAGGAUUUAACCCGGACGUAAAAGUCCAGCGGUCGGCAUGGGGGGCAAAGUCAGCUCCAAAAUGGCAGCUCCCACCGCUAGAGUUAUUCAGGCUGUGCGGCCUCAUGCGCCUAUGAUUAAGUUUCCAAAAAGGCAAGGAAUCCCUAAACCAAACGCCCAACAAGCAUUAAAAACACUAGCAGUCGACUUCCAGCAACACACCACUCCCACUUCACCAUCACCACCUCAAAUACCCAGAAGUCACGUACCAUUGACCCCCAUUGCCGGAAUACCUGACACCUUGGCCUCCAUACAAGUACUUCCUGCAAGGUACCGCCGGAGACCCAUGGCAGUGGAAGAGAUGGACUACAUUCAGCGUGGUGGACCAGACUGAUGACAAUUUAAUGACUGCAACGAAAGUCCUUAUCUAUGGAGAUCGUCUUUUGGCACAAAGUAAAAUAAAAUUACACAAAUCCUCUUAUAAUGUACAUAUGUUUAUUGUUAUCAGAUGUGUUUUAAAGGACAUUUCUAUUGCAUUCAGUGGACGUUAUCUUGUCUUAACUUUGCAUCUUGACAAGCUAUCUAGCCCAAAACUGCUGCUUUAGCUUAGGUUCUGUUGCAAAAUUGGACUUUUCCCUAUGAUACUUAAGCAAACACAAGCAUUUUUCCUAACAUGGCCUGUAAUUAUCAUGAACAGCAUCGCUCAAUGCUGAGUCAGCUGGUGUUUGUUUAAUGCUGGAUCAUUAAAGCAAUACUCUUA